AUGCCCGUAGAAACACGCGCUCAGCAGACGAUACACGGCUCCAUUUUUGAGGUGUCAGCAGCGACUGGGUACAGCCGGGUUGCCGCGGCUGAGGGAAGUGAGGACACCGCCAGUGCGAGCAGCGGGGCAGUGGUGAACAGGCCGGAGAGGGCGAGCCAAUCGGUGUUCUGGGGGGAAGACGAGGACUGGGCAGAGAUGGCCGCGGUCGGCGAAGGGAAGCAACGGUUCUCGGGAAGGAGGAACGAGGGGCUCACGUUAGAGCAGUUCGAGCUCCAGGUCGAGGGGAGCAUCCUAGACCGGUUCACAAAAUUGCAGAAGGAUUUGGGCAGGCCGGUCGAGGGGGCCGAGUUCAAGAAGCGCUUCUGUGUGCAUCUGGGAGAGCACAUGGACAACCCCGCGAAGGAGGCGCACCUGCGCACGUACAAGGAGUGCCAAACCAAGGAGGACCCGGUGAAGCACUUGCUGGCGAGCCUCAGGCGCCACUUCGGUGAGAGAAACGAAGGAAAGGCGCAAGAGUGGGUCAACUUCAGGCGGGAGGCGGGAGAGGAACUGCCGAAACUGUUGUUCAGGCUGCAGGGGUUGGCAGGGGACCUCAAGAAGCCACUCACCGACCCCGAGCUCGUCACCAAGUUUGUGGCUGCGCUGGACAAGAGGCUGGGGGAUGCGGUCAACACGCAGGCGUUGGCGGCAGUCACAAGCGGGGACGGCGGGUACACGCUUGACAACGCCUAUGAUGCGGCCGUUCGGGUGAGUGAGAUGGCGUCUAGGCUGAGAAUCGCCAGGGAGAUGACCCCCAGGCUAGCCGAGGUGGUCCGGCCAAGGUGGGGCGGACGCGCGCCAGCGGCGCACGCAGCCGUUCCUGAGGCAUAUCCAGCGGCUGCGGCGACAGCAGUGGCAGCCGGUUCAGCGGGGUCGGGGGCGUGCCACACAUGCGGGGAGGUGGGGCACUACCGGAACACAUGCCCGCAGAGAAACGGGGGGGCCUCGGGUCGGGGUGGCCCUGGGAGAGGGGCCGGGAGGUCUGGUCUGGGUCGGGGUGCAGGACGGCCGCGGAUCUGCUUCGUGUGCGGAGACCCCGCGCACCUGUCGUUGCAGUGCCCGCAGAGACACGUGGCACCGGCAGCUGUGGCGGUCCCGGCCGGGAGCAGGGGAGGUGCAGAGUUGGCGGCAGCGGGACUGAACGUGGAGGAGGUUGAGGAAUUUCUGGCGUGGAAGGCGGCGUCUCAGGCGGCAGCCGCGCUGAGCUUGGAGGAUGACGACGCUGCCAGCUGGGAUGGGGAGGAGUACGAGCUGGGGGCGGCGGCCCUGAGGGCGGAAGGAGACGAGGGCUGGCGCCCCACCUUGCUGUGGGAGCUUGGGGCCGUGGCAACCCGCGCGGCGGCAGGCGCGCGGGCGGGCGGCGAGGCGACACAAGCGCUCAGACCGCAGCCUAAGGCCAGGAAGCAGGCGCGCGCGAGUACGCGCCCGCGGCACGUGGUCGGGCCGGCCAUCGGUCAACCUGUGGGCACAGCAGCGCUGGAGCGCAAGGCGCCCGCCGAGGCCCUUCGACACCUGCGUGCUCGCAAGGACAAGGCUGCGCUCAAAGAGCGCAUGGCAAAGCUGCCGGACCAGGGACGGGAGGCGGAGGCACAGCGGGGGAGGCCCAGCGGAGCGGCCAAGUCUCCUGGCGGGGCAUCCAAGACGGCUGCACCGGAUGAGGCGACCGCGCCACGCGCAGAGGAGGUGAGGACGGGAGAAGCGGCGGUCCUGCUCGGUCAGGUCACCAUCGACGUCGGCGUGUUUUUAGGAAUGGCUGAGCGCGCGGGGCUGACGCUGCAGCAGGUGGUGGCUAUGACGGGGGGCGGAACCAGCGUGCCCACACCGCGAGUGGACCCCAGGGAAGUCAUGCGUAGAGUGACGGCCACAACCGGGGAGUCGGGGAGCCCGACAUUGGUACCCGGGAGACAGGUGGUGACUAAGGAGACGAGGGGGUCGGGGGUGCCAACAGAAUCGCCUGGAGAGACGGUUGAGUCGGGUGAGCCUGCGGUGGGGACCGGUAAGACAGGUGACACGUGUCCGGGUGAGGAGCGGCUGCCUCGGGGAGACGGACCGGUACGGAUAGGCAGUCCGGUGAGCCCCGGGAACAGCACGGACCCGGAAAGCUCCCAAAUGGCGCAGGAAAGGGCUGAUCGGCUGGCUCGGGGGCAGUGGCAGCCAGUGCCGGAGGAGUCGGACCAGCAGAUGGCGCUGGAGCUGCUUGUCGAGGAGGCGCGCGUGGCAGGCGUCGACUCCGCGGCAGCUCUGCGGGCACAAGAAGGGCCGGUCAAGGGGGCUGUGCUGCCACGCCGGUGGGAGACGGUCGGAAGAAGGGACAAGGGAAAAACGAAAUGGGGGGAAGCCGAUGCGGCACAGGGCGCUGGACAGGCUGGCGCAGCGGUGAGUGACUGGGCGGCGACCCACACGCUUGCAGCCUUUGCGGAGGCACUGCCCAAGGUCCCGCCUACAGAGCGCAGCCGGUGGGUGGGCACCCCAGACUGGGUGGACAACCGAGACGGGGUGGUCAAGGUAAUGACGGUGGCCGGGCUCAAAGCGCCGCUGCGGGUGUUGAUCGACGGUGGCAGUUUUUACUCCAUGGCGGGGGCGCGGCUGGCGGCGCAACUUGGGCUGCCGGUUGACAGCGGGGGCGCGUCGUGCAAAGUCCAGACAGCCCUUGGGAAAGUUGAGCCGCUGGGUAAGGGGCUCACCCGGGACCCGGUGCCGAUCGUUCUGAAUGUCGGCACCCCCGCGGAACUGACGCUAUACGAACCACUGGCGGUCACCCAAUCAACCGGCUACGACUUGCUGAUUGGGACGCGAGCAGCAUUCCCGAUCGGGCUCAGCGUCGACCGGUGGGCAGAACGGGGCACCUACCGGGUGGACUGGCGGUCGCAGGGGGAACACGUGGCGAGCAUCCCCAUGCGGCUGCGGCAAGCCGUCAGCGCGCGCACCCCGCGGGGCCCGGCGAGUGGCAAACCCGUCAGCACGGCCGGAGUUGCGCUCGCCUGCAGCGCGACGCAGGAGCCGGACGGGCCAGGGGCGGCGGGGAGUGCGCCAGCGCGCGCGCCCAGGGAGCCGGACGGGCUAGGGGUAGCCGGCGGAGCGGGGCGUGCGCAAGAGCGCGUGCCCAGAACAGCGGACGGCGGAGGGGCAGCCGGCACAGGGGACGGUGCAGGGGCAACCGGGGCAGCCGGGCAAAUUCGACCAGGGCAAAAUGGGAUUGGGAGACCGGUGGGGCAGAGCCAACCGGCCAAGGAAAAGGGGACGGGAGGGCCCGCAGCGGAGAAGUGUCGGGGAUGGUUGGUUGGGAGCCAGCUGACGUUGGAGGAGCAGGGGUAUGCGGCGUCAGUGGCAGAGGCGAACCGGGACGUGUUUGCAAACAGUCUGGAGGAGAUCGGGGAGUUCAAAUUGUUCGAGGUAGAGCUGACGUUAAAGUCGGACAAGCCCAUUUUCGAGCGGCGAAGAAAGCACAGCGUCAAGGAGUGGGAGCUUAUAGACCAGCGGUGCGCGGAGCUAGAGGCGGCGGGGAUCAUCGAGGAGACGGACAGUGAUUUCGCUGCGAACUCGGUGCUAGCUGCAAAGAAAGAUCCGGAGGGGAAUUGGAAGCUAGAUCGGUUCUGCACAGAUCUGCGCAGGGUUAACUUGGAGACGGCGCAGGAUCGCUACCCGAUGCCACUGCCGGAAGAGGUGCUGGAAGCGUUGGGGCAUGCGAAGUUCUACUCGACAAUCGACAUUAGGGGGGCGUUUCAUCAGUUGGUGGUGAAGAAGGAGGACAGGCGAAAGCUGGCGUUCUGGGGGUCCACCAAGCUGUACUGCUGGAAGCGGUGUCCGUUCGGGGCGCGCAACCCCAGCGCGUGGUUCCAGCGGGCGAUCGACAGGACGUUGCGGGGGUUGGAGGCGUUUUGGGAGCUUCAUCGACGACGUGCUGGUGGCUGGAGGGGAGACGCUGGAGGAGCAUAUGGCGCUGGUGCAGCGGGUCUUGGAUCGGCUGAGGGAGGCAAGGUGUCGCCAGUUGUGGCCAAGGUGGCGGCGAUUGAGGCUCUGCCAAGGCCCACAGACGUCACGUCCGUCAAGGCGUUUAACGGGGUGGUGAACUACUACCGGAGGUUCAUUCCGGAGUGCAGCAGGGUGCAGGGGCCGCUCAACGACCUGACGAAGAAGGAGGUGCAGUGGCGCUGGGGCGAAGAGCAGGAGGGGGCGUUCCUGGCGCUCAAGAAGGCGCUGCAGAACGAGCCCGUGUUGGCCCUGCCGGUGCGGGGGCGCAAGUUCAAGGUGCGUUGCGACUGGAGCAAGAAAGGGGUAGGCGGGGUCCUGCUGCAGGCUGAUGAGCAGGGGGUGGACAGGGUGAUUGCGUAUGGUAGCCGCAGCUGCAACCCGGCGGAGUCGCGGUACAGCAGCUUCGAGGGGGAGCUACUCGCGGCGGUCUACUUCGUGCGGCUGUGGCGGAACUACCUGUACGGGGAGCAGUUCACGCUGGAGAGCGACCACAGGCCGCUCAAGUGGAUUCUCACCAACACGAAGCUCACCGGCAAGCUCGCUCGCUGGGCCAUGAUGCUGAGUGAGUUCGACAUGGAAGUCGACCACACCCCCGGGGAGGAGAACGAGAUGGACUGCCUCAGCCGCUACCCCCAGCAGUCGGACGAGGACACAGCGGGGGUCCGGCAAGAGGGGGAUUUAGGGGAGGUGCUGGCGCCCUGCUGGUCGGCAGCUGCUGCGCUGGCGUGGGCCCCGACAGACUCUCCCGGGCAGGACGGAAGUCGGCGAGUGGUGGCGCGGCCCGCAGUGGACGUCUGGGAGGACGCAGCUGUCUUGUCGCUGCUGCGGACAGGACGCGUUUCAGCGGAGGCGACAGUUUGGGCCGCAGCUGGCGGCGCGCCAGGAGCGCGCGCGCAAGCGCCAGGUGGCGCCCCAGCUAGGGACGCGCCAGGUGGCGUCGCAGCCGUUCGCGCGCCAGGAGCGCGCGCGCUGGCGCCAGGUGGCGACGCAGGUGGCGGCGCGCCAAGAGUGCGCGCGCAAGCGCCAGACGGCGCCGCAGCUGGGGGCGUGCCAGGCGGCGUCGCAGCUGGUGGUGCGCCAGGAGCUUGCGCGCCAGCGCCAGGUGGCGCUGCAACUCGGGCCGUACCAGGACUGCGCGCGCCAGCGCCAGGUGGCGCCGCAGCUGGAGGCGCGCCAGGAGCGCGCCAGCUGGCGCCAGGUGUCAUAGCAGCGGGGCGCGCGCAGGCGGGAUGUUCCCCGGGGGAGCGGGAUCGGGUGCAGCACCGGGCGCGCAGCUUCGAGUGGCGGCGAGAUCACCUCGUGCACAGGGGAGCAAACGGGGAAGUGCGGGUAGUCCCGCGGCCGGCGGAGAGGGAGGCGCUGAUUCGGGACGUGCACGAGAAAUGCGGGCACUUUGGGGUCAAGAAGACAGGGUCCCUGCUCAGCCCUCACUACUGGUGGGUGGGGCUGGCGGCGGACGUUCAGCGGGUGGUGCGCCGGUGCGAGGCGUGCGAUCGGGUGAGGGCGGCCUUCAACGCGGUUAAUCCUGUGUUGCAGCCCCUCCCGAUCAAGGGCCUGUUUUAUCGUUGGGGGCUAGACUUUGCAGGCCCGUUGCCCAAGUCAAGCCGGGGGAACCAAUUCGUGCUUGUCAUGGUUGAGCACUUCAGCAAGCACGUGGUAUUCGUGCCCACAGCUGACAAAGAAGCGCAGACGGUGGCGGAGGCGUUCACCCGGGAAGUGCUGACAACGUUUGGGGCAUGCGCUGAAAUAGUGACGGACCGGGGGGGAGAGUUCGGGGGUGUCUUCCAGGAGCUGCUCGACCGGUCUCACAUAGACCACCGGUCGACCUCGUCUCACCACCCGCAGGCAAACGGGCUCAGCGAGCGCAUAGUUGGGGUGGUCAAAGGGGCGUUGCGCAAGUGGUGCCUUGGGCACGCAGCGGAGCAAUGGGACGUGUACCUGCCCUGGGUCGCAAUGGGGUACAGGUUCAGCGCGCAGGCGUCUCUCGGGGGGUUCUCCCCGUACAUGCUGCUCUUCGGACGGGAACCGGUGUUGCCAGGGACAGUGUGCGCAGCGCUGGAGGAGCCCCUGGAUCUCGAUCGGCCCGACAGGUUGCGGGCGCUGGUGGCAGAGCGUGCCGCGCUGUUCCGGAAGUGGGUUCCCAUGGCCAUGGGAAACCUGCAGAUCGCGCAGCACCGCGACACGCUGCGGUACGCCAAGACCCGCAGUGGCGCAUGGAAGCCCCAAAUCCUCAGGUACGCGGUUGGUGACUA
Molecule: messenger RNA, 6263 nt
Organism: Klebsormidium nitens
Lineage: Eukaryota; Viridiplantae; Streptophyta; Klebsormidiophyceae; Klebsormidiales; Klebsormidiaceae
Source: the annotation of a GenBank genome assembly